This is a messenger RNA of Sciurus carolinensis (gray squirrel), 4742 nucleotides long. RefSeq names its product phospholipase C beta 4 (gene Plcb4). Gene Ontology annotation, biological process: lipid metabolic process; phosphatidylinositol-mediated signaling. The coding region runs from base 702 to 4322 and encodes 1206 amino acids. NCBI's taxonomy places the organism in Eukaryota, Metazoa, Chordata, Mammalia, Rodentia, Sciuridae. The record is from RefSeq and is a predicted model, not a curated record. Gene Ontology annotation, molecular function: calcium ion binding; phosphatidylinositol-4,5-bisphosphate phospholipase C activity. The transcript has 42 exons.
CGGGGCCGGCUCGGCGCCCCCUCCCCGCCCCGCGGGCUCGAAGCAGCCAGGCGGCCAGCCCGGCCCCUGCCCACCCCCAGCCCAGCCCGGGCGCGCCGCACUGGGCAUGCUCCGUAGCCUGGGCAGGUUGGGGCUGCGAGGCGACAGCUCGGGCUCCGGAGCCGGGAGGCGAAAACCGGGAGGGAUACUCGGGGGCUGGGGAGGAAGGUUUCGCGGGCCAUUGAGAGGCGGUGGGGCCCGGGGCCGGCGACGCGCAGAGCCCGGCAGACGGCGGAGCCGGCGGGCGCUGCCCCGUGGGCUCGCCCGGGAGGGACAUCAGAGACCCCCCGCCCUCCGCUGAGGAAAAGAUGGUUUCUCUGUGAUAUGGAAUCCUGAAAUGUGAUCUUUCUUGAAAAGGAGUGAGCUUAUCCAAGAACUGUGCUUGUCCCUGAAGUUCUCCAUCUGCCUCAGCCAUGCUCUCAGAAUCCUGCUUCUGACUGGGUGAAUAAAUCCUACUCCCUCCUGUUCAGCCUCACCUGAGAAUUUAAGAUUCCAGGACAGAAGUUACAAAGCCAACUCUCUUUUCUAUAUACCUGUCUUUGAAGGUUCAGCAUAAAAACUAACCUUCUUGAAGUCAUCAGACAGCUGGCACUGUGCAGUGAAUCUGACCAAGUGAACAUCACUUCCUGUUGUCCCAGAGUUCCCUGGUCUUGAAUAUCAUCAUGGCCAAACCUUAUGAAUUUAACUGGCAAAAGGAAGUUCCUUCCUUUUUGCAAGAAGGAGCAGUUUUUGACAGAUAUGAAGAGGAAUCGUUCGUGUUUGAACCCAACUGCCUCUUCAAAGUGGAUGAAUUUGGCUUCUUUCUGACCUGGAAAAGUGAAGGCAAGGAAGGACAAGUGCUGGAAUGUUCCCUCAUCAACAGCAUUCGGCUGGGAGCCAUACCAAAGGAUCCCAAAAUUCUGGCUGCUCUCGAAGCUGUUGGAAAAUCAGAAAACGAUCUGGAAGGGCAGAUAGUUUGUGUCUGCAGUGGCACAGACCUUGUGAACAUUAGUUUCACGUACAUGGUGGCUGAAAACCCAGAAGUAACCAAGCAAUGGGUAGAAGGCCUGAGAUCAAUCAUACACAACUUUAGGGCCAACAACGUCAGUCCGAUGACAUGCCUCAAGAAACACUGGAUGAAAUUGGCAUUUAUGACCAACACAACUGGUAAAAUUCCAGUUAGGAGUAUCACUAGAACCUUUGCAUCGGGGAAAACAGAGAAGGUGAUCUUUCAAGCACUCAAGGAGUUGGGUCUUCCCAGUGGAAAGAAUGAUGAAAUUGAACCUGCUGCCUUUACUUAUGAAAAGUUCUAUGAACUGACACAAAAAAUUUGUCCUCGGACAGAUAUAGAAGAUCUGUUUAAAAAAAUCAAUGGAGACAAAACUGAUUAUUUAACGGUAGACCAAUUAGUGAGCUUUCUAAAUGAACAUCAACGAGAUCCUCGACUGAAUGAAAUUUUAUUCCCAUUUUAUGAUGUUAAAAGGGCAAUGCAGAUCAUUGAGAUGUAUGAGCCUGAUGAAGAUUUGAAGAAAAAAGGACUCAUAUCAAGUGAUGGGUUUUGCAGAUAUCUGAUGUCAGAUGAAAAUGCCCCAGUCUUCCUAGAUCGUUUAGAGCUUUACCAGGAAAUGGACCAUCCUCUGGCUCACUAUUUCAUCAGUUCUUCCCAUAAUACCUAUCUCACUGGCCGACAGUUUGGCGGGAAGUCUUCAGUAGAAAUGUACAGACAAGUUCUCCUGGCUGGUUGCAGGUGUGUUGAACUUGACUGUUGGGAUGGAAAAGGUGAAGAUCAAGAACCAAUAAUAACUCAUGGAAAAGCAAUGUGUACAGAUAUCCUUUUUAAGGAUGUAAUUCAAGCCAUCAAGGAAACUGCGUUUGUCACCUCCGAAUAUCCUGUAAUUCUCUCCUUUGAAAAUCACUGCAGCAAAUAUCAACAGUACAAGAUGUCCAAAUAUUGUGAAGAUCUAUUUGGGGAUCUCCUGUUGAAACAAGCACUUGAAUCACAUCCACUCGAACCAGGAAGACCGUUGCCAUCCCCCAAUGACCUCAAAAGAAAAAUACUUAUCAAAAAUAAACGGCUAAAACCUGAAGUUGAAAAAAAACAGCUUGAAGCUUUGAAAAGCAUGAUGGAAGCAGGGGAAUCUGCAGCUCCAGCUAGCAUCUUAGAGGAUGAUAAUGAAGAGGAAAUAGAAAGCGCUGACCAAGAGGAGGAAGCUCACCCUGAGUUCAAAUUUGGAAGUGAACUUUCUGCUGAUGACUUGGGUCACAAGGAAGCUGUUGCAAAUAGUGUCAAAAAGACUUCAGAUGACCUUGAACAUGAAAACAACAAAAAGGGCCUGGUUACUGUAGAAGAUGAGCAGGCAUGGAUGGCAUCUUAUAAAUAUGUAGGUGCUACCACUAAUAUUCAUCCCUAUUUGUCCACCAUGAUCAAUUAUGCACAGCCUGUGAAGUUUCAAGGUUUCCAUGUGGCUGAAGAACGUAAUAUUCAUUAUAACAUGUCUUCUUUUAAUGAAUCAGUUGGCCUUGGCUACUUGAAGACACAUGCGAUUGAAUUUGUAAAUUACAACAAACGGCAAAUGAGUCGCAUUUACCCCAAGGGAGGCAGAGUGGAUUCCAGUAAUUACAUGCCUCAGAUUUUCUGGAACGCUGGAUGCCAGAUGGUUUCACUGAACUAUCAAACCCCAGAUUUAGCAAUGCAAUUGAAUCAGGGGAAAUUUGAGUAUAAUGGAUCGUGCGGGUAUCUGCUCAAACCAGAUUUCAUGAGGCGGCCUGACCGAACAUUUGAUCCCUUCUCUGAAACCCCUGUGGACGGGGUUAUUGCAGCAACAUGCUCGGUGCAGGUCAUAUCAGGGCAAUUCUUAUCAGAUAAGAAGAUUGGCACAUAUGUUGAAGUGGAUAUGUAUGGACUGCCCACUGACACCAUACGUAAGGAAUUUCGAACUCGCAUGGUUAUGAACAACGGACUCAAUCCAGUUUACAAUGAAGAAUCAUUUGUGUUUCGGAAGGUGAUCCUGCCAGACCUGGCUGUCUUGAGAAUAGCAGUAUACGAUGACAACAACAAGCUGAUUGGCCAGAGGAUCCUUCCAUUGGAUGGCCUCCAAGCUGGCUAUCGACACAUUUCCCUUCGAAAUGAGGGAAACAAACCAUUAUCACUGCCAACAAUUUUCUGCAAUAUUGUUCUUAAAACAUAUGUGCCUGAUGGGUUUGGAGAUAUUGUGGAUGCUUUAUCAGAUCCAAAGAAAUUUCUCUCAAUUACAGAAAAGAGAGCAGACCAAAUGAGAGCUAUGGGCAUUGAAACUAGUGACAUAGCUGAUGUGCCCAGCGACACUUCCAAGAACGACAAGAAAGGAAAGGCCAACACAGCCAAAGCCAACGUGACCCCUCAGAGUAGCUCCGAGCUCAGACCGACCACCACGGCAGCCCUGGGCUCUGGCGUGGAAGCCAAGAAAGGUAUUGAACUUAUCCCUCAAGUGAGGAUAGAAGAUUUAAAGCAGAUGAAGGCUUACUUGAAGCAUUUAAAGAAACAACAGAAAGAGCUAAAUUCUUUAAAGAAGAAACAUGCAAAGGAGCACAGUACCAUGCAGAAGUUACAUUGCACGCAAGUUGACAAAAUCGUGGCACAGUAUGACAAAGAGAAGUCAACUCAUGAGAAAAUCCUGGAGAAAGCAAUGAAGAAGAAGGGGGGAAAUAAUUGUCUGGAAAUGAAAAAAGAAACAGAAAUUAAAAUUCAGACCCUGACAUCAGAUCACAAAUCAAAGGUCAAAGAGAUUGUGGCACAGCACACAAAGGAGUGGUCAGAAAUGAUCAACACCCACAGUGCUGAGGAGCAAGAAAUCCGGGACCUGCACCUUAACCAGCAGUGUGAACUACUGAGAAAACUACUAAUCAAUGCUCAUGAGCAGCAAACCCAGCAGCUGAAACUGUCCCAUGACAGGGAAAGCAAGGAAAUGAGAGCCCACCAGGCUAAGAUUUCUAUGGAAAACAGCAAAGCCAUCAGCCAAGACAAAUCUAUCAAGAAUAAAGCAGAACGGGAAAGGCGAGUCAGGGAAUUAAACAGCAGCAACACUAAAAAAUUUCUAGAAGAAAGAAAGAGACUCGCAAUGAAGCAAUCCAAAGAAAUGGAUCAAUUGAAAAAAGUUCAACUUGAACACCUAGAAUUUCUAGAGAAGCAGAAUGAGCAGCUUUUGAAAUCCUGUCAUGCAGUGUCCCAAACGCAAGGCGAAGGAGAUGCAGCAGAUGGUGAAAUUGGAAGCCGAGAUGGACCGCAGACCAGCAACAGUAGUGUGAAACUCCAAAAUGCAAACUGAGGCAGCAAAACCACAAAACAUCAGAAGAUUGCUCCCAACUUCUGAACAUAAACUCCACGGACAAAAACUGUUUUCUUUAUGGGUAGACAAGAUGUUACCUGAAACCACAAAGACUUGGAAGGACACAUACUUCUAUUUAUCAGUUUGAGUACUGAAUUUUCUUGGCCAAACCAAAAGUAGCUACAAAUCCACAGAAGUCUAUUCCAGUAAGGCAGAGUUUAACUUGAUAAUACAACUUAAACAUGUUUGCUAUAAGAUAUCAUCACAAGUAAAUGAGCUUGGUGUUAACAACUCUGCUUUGUGAUGCAUUAGAACAUGUUUGAGCUGCAGUAAAAAAAACAAAAAAAACCAACAAAAAAAACCCAGUGCAUUAGCAAUUUCAUAGCAAGUGCAUGCACUAUAACAAAAGCAAAAACUCUG